AUGUCCCCUGCAGAGAGAUUCGAAACUUUUGCGAAGUCACCACCUGAAAUUCUGCCCCACGCACCUGGGCUGGUCCCUCCCGUCACCAGUGUCUCCAGGCCCCUCGCGCUGGGGCUGACGCACCUUCUCAGGGCCUUGGCACGGCAGUGUCCCUGCGGGUCGCAGUGCUGUCCGCCCUUGUGCCGGGGAGGCCCUCCGCUCCCGGUCAUUCACGGAGGAGAGGCCGGGGAGGGGCAGGACAACGGGGCGGGGCUUAGCAACCAAAGUCCCCUACCUGGGAAGGCCCUGUCCCAGGUGCGCGUGCGACUGGGGCGGGAGCGCGCGCUGCGCCUCCCCCGGGGAGCGGCUCCCCGCCCCGCGCCCUGGGCCAUCUGCUUGGACUUUGGACAUGGACUUCACCUGGAGAUCUUAAACACAAGAAGUGGGAAUAAGUUGUCUCCUAAACACACGCUAGUGCGGCAAAAGCGAGCCUGGAUCACUGCCCCCGUCGCUCUUCGGGAGGGAGAGGAUCUCUCCAGAAAGAAUCCAAUUGCCAAGAUACAUUCUGAUCUGGCUGAAGAAAGAGGACUGAAAAUUACCUACAGAUACACUGGCAAAGGAAUUACAGAGCCACCUUUUGGUAUAUUUGUUUUUAAUAAAGACACUGGAGACUUGAACGUUACCAGAAUUCUAGAUCGAGAAGAAACACCAUUUUUUCUGCUAACAGGUUAUGCUUUGGAUGUGAAAGGAAACAACCUUGAGAAACCAUUAGACCUACGCAUUAAAGUUCUUGACAUCAAUGACAAUGAGCCAGUGUUCACACAGGAGGUCUUUGUUGGCUCUGUUGAAGAACUGAGUGUAGCACAUACACUGGUGAUGAAAAUCACCGCCACCGAUGCAGAUGAGCCCAACACAAUGAAUUCCAAAAUUUCCUACAGAAUCGUAUCUCAGGAGCCCGCCUAUCCCCCAGUGUUCCACCUAAAUAAAGAUACCGGAGAAAUUUAUACAACCAGUAUUACUUUGGACAGAGAGGAACACAGCAGCUAUUCUUUGACAGUAGAAGCCAAGGAUGGCAACAGAGAAAUCACAGAUAAGCCAGUCGCCCAAGCUCAAGUUCAGAUUCGCAUUUUGGAUGUCAAUGACAAUAUACCUGUGGUAGAAAAUGGAAUGUAUGAAGGAGUGGUGGAAGAAAACCAAGUCAAUGUGGAAGUUAUGCGUAUAAAAGUAACUGAUGCAGAUGAAAUAGGCUCUGAUAACUGGCUGGCAAAUUUUACCUUUGCAUCAGGAAAUGAGGGGGGUUACUUCCACAUAGAAACAGAUGAGAGAACCAACGAAGGGAUUGUAACCCUUAUUAAGGAAGUUGAUUAUGAAAAAAUGAAGAAUCUUGACUUCAGUAUCAUUGUCACCAAUAAAGCAGCUUUUCAUAAAUCCAUUAGGAAUAAAUAUAAGCCUACACCUGUCCCCAUCAAAGUAAAGGUUCAAAAUGUGAAGGAAGGCAUUCAUUUUCAAACCAGCACCAUUUCAGUCCGUGCCAGCGAAGGGAUGGAUCUGUCAACCCAAAGCAAAGUAAUCGGAAGGUUUCAAGUGUUUGAUGAAGACACUGGACAGGCAGCCAGAGUGAAAUACAAGAAAUUGGAAGAUAAAGACAAUUGGGUCUCUGUGGAUUCUGUCACAUCAGAAAUUAAACUCAUAAAAGUUCCCGAUUUUGAAUCAAGAUACGUGCAAAACGGCACAUACACUGUAAAGGUUGUGGCUAUCUCUGAAGAUCAACCUAGCCAAACCAUCACUGGCACGGUCAUUAUCACAGUUGAGGACAUCAAUGACAAUUGCCCCACACUGGUAGAGCCCGUACAGAGCAUGUGCGUAGACGCGGCCCAGGUGAACGUGACAGCGCUGGACCUGGAUGGCUACCCUAACAGUGCGCCUUUCAGCUUCUCCAUCAUUGACAUUCCACCUGGAACCACAGAAAAAUGGAAAAUAAUCCACCAUGAAAGUACCAGUGUGCUGCUGCAGCAGUCCCAGCAAGAGCUGGGGAGAAGUGACAUUCAGUUCCUGAUUUCAGACAACCAGGGCCACAGCUGUCCUGAAAAGCAGAUCCUUACCGUCACGGUGUGUGAGUGCCUUCACGGCAGCGGCUGUGUGGAAGCCCAGCACGACAGCCACUUUGGCCUGGGAGCGGCAGCCAUUGCACUCAUGAUUUUGGCCCUUUUGCUCCUGCUACUUGUGCCACUUCUGCUGCUGGUAUGCCAUUGUGGAGAGGGUGCCAAAGGCUUCACCCCCAUCCCUGGCACUAUAGAGAUGCUUCACCCUUGGAAUAAUGAGGGGGCACCCCCAGAAGACAAGGUGAUACCAGCACUUCUGGCCGUGGAUCACGAGGAGAACACAGCAUUAAGAAAUGGAGUCGGAGGCACAAUCACCAAGGAGGCCAUCAUGAAAGGAAGCAGCUCUGCUUCUUUUACCAAAGGGCAGCAUGAGUUGUCUGAUGUGGAUGGACGAUGGGAAGAACACCGAAGCCUCCUGACUGGUGCAGCAACCCAAGUCACAGGGACUACAGGAGCCUUUGUAGGCCAAGAAACUCUGAGGACCUCAGGAGCCACAGGGGCCUCCAGGGACAUGGCUGGAGCUCGGGCAGCUGUUGGUGCAGUGAAUGAGGAAUUCUUAAGGAAUUAUUUCACUGAUAAAGCAGCCUCCUACACUGACAAUGAUGACAGUCACAUGGCCAAAGAUUGCCUGCUGGUUUAUUCACAGGAAGAUACAGAUUCUCUACGGGGCUCCAUUGGCUGUUGCAGUUUUAUUGAAGGAGAGCUAGAGGACCAUUUCUUAGAUGACUUGGGACUUAAAUUCAAGACACUGGCUGAAGUCUGCUUAGGCCAAAAAAUAGAUAUGGAUAUGGAAAUGGAGCAGAAGAAAAUCCCCAUUAAAGAAACAAACAGGAGCACAGCUUCCCGAGCACAGCAUGAGCAAACCCUGGUUAAUUCAGAAAAUAGCUACUCCUCUAGCAGCAGCUUUCAAGUCCCAAAACCUAUGCAUGGAGCACACACAGAGAAAGUAACUCAGGAGACAGUCACUGAAACAUCUGUGUCUUCCAGGCAGAGUCAAAAGAUAGUGCCACCUCUUCCUGACCCCAGGGCUUCUGGGAAUAUCAUAAUGGCAGGAUCUUCCUAUGCCACAAGCUCUACUCUGCCAACAGGCACCGUGAUCCUGGGUCCAGGACAACCUCAGAGCCUUAUUGUGACAGAGAGGGUCUAUGCCCCAGCCUCCACCAUGGUAGAUCACCAUUAUGCUAAUGAAGGGAAUGUUGUGGUUACAGAAAGAGUGAUCCAGCCCAAUGCAGGUGUCCAGAACCCUCUGGAAGCCACCCAGCAUCUUCAAGAUGCUCAUUAUGUUAUGGUAAGGGAGAGAGAGAGCAUCCUUACUCCCAGUUCAGGGGUACAACCCACUGUAACCACACCCAACAGGCAGAAUGUGAUGGUGACAGAAAGAGUGCUAACCCCUGCUGCUGUGCUGCACUCCAGUUGCCAGAUGCCCACGGAAGCCUCCAUAAAAGUUAGAAACACUGUGGUUUCUGCAACUGGAGUCCCAAGCACUUCUGCUUUUGUAGAAUCUGGUAAUUUUAACUCUACCAUGACCACAGCUUCUUCCAGAGUCACCAAGCACAGCACUGUGCAACACUCUUAGUCCUAAAUAGCAUUCAGUCACAGACUCACCCAGAAUGUAACUAGCAGUGACUGGCUGAAUGUUGUCCAUGUUCCUGACCUUUCAGGAAACCUGCAGAUCUGUAGACAAGAGAUAAUUAAACUUGAACCUCUUCUCAGUCAUUGAUCUGCACAGAGCCACACUGUCUCAGCUCCCAUUGGUAUAUUUGAAAAAGGCUUCUUGAUACCCUGAAGACAGACAGAUGAUGUUGUUUCUUU
Molecule: messenger RNA, 3893 nt
Organism: Dipodomys ordii (Ord's kangaroo rat)
Lineage: Eukaryota; Metazoa; Chordata; Mammalia; Rodentia; Heteromyidae
Gene: Dsg2
Product: desmoglein 2
Exons: 15
Coding region: 1-3657 (1218 amino acids)
Biological process (GO): homophilic cell-cell adhesion
Cellular component (GO): plasma membrane; desmosome
Molecular function (GO): calcium ion binding
Source: RefSeq, a predicted model, not a curated record